AUGGAGGUUGAAGGAGAAGACAGUUCCAAAACUAUGUUACAAAAUGCGGGGGACAAGGUCGUGUUUGGACGAGGCUUUGGUUUUAACACGAAAGACAAGAUAGUGUCACGUCGUCACGUUGUGUUUGAACUAGCGAAAUGUGGUGAGAGCCAAACGGGGUCCAAGUACUCCAAGGUUUUGUUUGAGGUUGUUGGGAAGAAUCCCAUAUGGGUGAGGGAACAUGGGAGUGGGGAAAUCCGGUCUUUCAGGAUGGGUGAGAAGGGUGACGUGGCGGAAGGUGAUUGGCUCUGCUUAUUGUCUGGGAAGAGACCCGUUUGGUUUGCUGUGAGGGAAAGUGGGUCUGGGGAGAGAGAGAAGAGGGUUUUGGAGAGUGAGAUUGGUUUGGGCGAGAGUUUGGGAGGUGGGUUUGAGUUUGAUGAUGGGGUUGAUGUUGAGGCUUUGGAUAUUGACCCUGUUAAAGGAGUUAUAGAUCAGAGUGAGAUAGUGAGAAUGGUUGGUGAAAAAUAUAGGAUCAUACCUCUUAAAUUUGUUGUUUCUCAUAGAUUUAAGCAAAUGCUCCGUGAUAUAAGAAAUUGGGACUGGUUUCUUGAGGAACCUAAAAGAGAAAGCGAUGAUGAUGAGUAUCUUGAGAAGAGCGGAAAGAGAAGCGUGAUGAAAAGGAGAAGGAAAGCUGCAGGCAAUGAUGAUGACUUUACAGGUGAGAGUGAUGAUGACAAGGAGCUUGUCAAAAAACUAAGAAAGGUUGCGAGACCUAAAUAUUCUACAAGAUCAAAAGACCGUAACAAGCCUCACAUGGAGGCCAAAGAUGGUAAGAGCUCUUUGCAAAAGAAAACUAUAGGUGCAAAUGAAGAUGAUUAUGAUGAUGAAACACUUGGAGGCUUUAUUGUUGAGGAGGAUGAUAUUGAAACUAGUAAUGCUGAUAAUUGGUGA
Molecule: messenger RNA, 930 nt
Organism: Quercus lobata
Lineage: Eukaryota; Viridiplantae; Streptophyta; Magnoliopsida; Fagales; Fagaceae
Exons: 4
Coding region: 1-930 (309 amino acids)
Molecular function (GO): protein binding
Source: RefSeq, a predicted model, not a curated record